This is a messenger RNA of Pteropus alecto (black flying fox), 1028 nucleotides long. It is a transcript of the gene BDH2, whose product is annotated as 3-hydroxybutyrate dehydrogenase 2. NCBI's taxonomy places the organism in Eukaryota, Metazoa, Chordata, Mammalia, Chiroptera, Pteropodidae. Bases 73 to 810 code for a protein of 245 amino acids. Gene Ontology annotation, molecular function: 3-hydroxybutyrate dehydrogenase activity. The record is from RefSeq and is a predicted model, not a curated record. Gene Ontology annotation, biological process: siderophore biosynthetic process. Gene Ontology annotation, cellular component: cytoplasm. The transcript is spliced from 10 exons.
GUUUGUAGCUCGCUCCGUGGUCUAGAAGACGCCAUCCACUUGCUGCUCUAAAGUUAAACCACACUUUCUAUUAUGGGUCGACUCGAUGGGAAGGUCAUCAUCCUGACAGCUGCUGCUCAGGGGAUCGGCCGGGCAGCUGCCUUAGCUUUUGCAAGAGAAGGCGCCAAAGUCAUAGCCACAGAUAUCAAUGAGCCCAGACUUCAGGAACUGGAAGAGUACCCGGGUAUUCAAACUCGGGUCCUUGAUGUCACAAAGAAGAAACAAAUUGAUCAGUUUGCCCGUGAAGUUGAGAGAAUUGAUGUUCUCUUUAAUGUUGCCGGUUUUGUCCAUCACGGAACCAUCUUGGACUGUGAAGAGAAAGACUGGGACUUCUCAAUGAAUCUCAACGUCCGCAGCAUGUACCUGAUGAUCAAGGCAUUUCUUCCUAAAAUGCUCGCUCAGAAAUCUGGCAAUAUUAUCAACAUGUCCUCUGUGGCUUCCAGCAUCAAAGGAGUUGUUAACAGAUGUGUCUACAGCACAACCAAGGCGGCUGUGAUUGGCCUCACAAAGUCUGUGGCUGCAGACUUCAUCCAGCAGGGUAUCAGGUGCAACUGUGUGUGUCCAGGAAUGGUUGAUACCCCAUCUCUGCAAGAAAGAAUACAAGCCAGACCAAAUCCUGAGGAGGCACUGAGCAAUUUUCUGAAAAGACAGAAGACUGGAAGAUUUGCAACUGCAGAUGAAAUAGCCCUGCUAUGUGUGUAUUUGGCUUCUGAUGAAUCUGCCUACAUAACAGGUAAUCCUGUCAUCAUUGAUGGAGGCUGGAGCUUGUGAUUUCAGGAUCUUCUUGCUGAGAAGGCAGUCCCUUCCCAUCAACAGUGAACCUGUUCAUGAAAACUCACUCAUCAUGUCUUUCCUGUUAAAGGAAAUAGCAAUCAAAACAAGCCCUUUUUAAUGAUGUCAUUAUUCACAAGAGUCUGAUUCUAUAAAUAUGUUAAUUUCUUCUAAUCUCUCCUGAAAUCACUGUAGAUGACAUAAAGGUAAUAAGCUCA